This is a messenger RNA of Rotaria sp. Silwood2, 1643 nucleotides long. The record is from the annotation of a GenBank genome assembly. Lineage: Eukaryota; Metazoa; Rotifera; Eurotatoria; Philodinida; Philodinidae.
AACAUACAGAUUUUUUAAUAUUUUUGAGUAGAGAAAAGUUUGCUGGAUCCAAUAAUAUAAAAUUUGUUAAAUUAUCUCAAAAAAUAGUUAAGCAAUCAGUGGUAGUUUACAGAUGAUCGAAUUUGUCCUUAUUAGGAGCAGCGUGUCUUAUACGAACAAUGAGCCAAAAACUGUUCCUAAUACGAACAACCAGCGAAGAAUAAGCAAAAAGAUUCAAAAAUUACUAAUCAGCUAAUUUCAUCAUCAAAACUUCAAAAUUUUUUAUCACUUCUAUGACAAGAAAAAUGUUCAUCAUGAAGUAAGACAUUAAAAUCCAGAAGUUCAGAUUUUUCUAACUCAUAAUAAACGAGAUAUUAAAUUUAAAAAAUGCCUUGGUAGUUGGAAUUAAGUAGACUGUUCCUAAUAAAGACAUCCAGCAAAAAGAUGUUCUUAAUAAGAGCAGAUAGCUUCAAAUGCACAUCAAAUAAAAUAUUAUUAGUAAACGUACAUUUUCUAUAAUUAAAAUGAAUUUCUUUUUGUACUUCCAGCACAAUAAAUUUUCCUUUAUUAUAAAUCUAUUAUAAUCCAGCGAUUCAUCUCAGUUUGAUUGAUCUUCAUGUGACUACUAUUAUCAACCUCUUUUUUUGAAGUUUCAACAUAAUAUUUUCAAUAUGGCUUGUUUUCUGUAGAUUCAAAUUGCAAUAUUACUCAUGAUUUGAUAGAAUAUUUUUAAAACUUCUUGAAAAGUAUUGCAGAGAUUUAAUUGAAAUCAUCAAAAAGUUUUCUCAAUAUUUCAUCGACAUCUAUUGAUCACAUGAACAACGUAUUGAAGGUGACCAUUGUAACGACAAACUGGGUGAGUAGCUUGCCGCCACCCUUGGUAAUGAUGUUUAUUUGGCUACGUCACAUAUACCACGCGUAUAUAUACGAGAGAGAAGGAGAGAUAUAGAUGAACAUAGAAUAAAACAAUGCAGAGAGAACAGAGAGAGAUAUAUACAUAGGAAAGAGCAAUAUCGAGAUAGGAAAGAGAAGAGGAAGAUCAGUGGAGUGUGAUAUCACUAUCGGCGCAACCAUAUCAGAGCUUCAAUAAUUCAGAAAACAUAAGUUUUCAGAAACAAUUGAAAUUGUCACUUGCAAAUUUUAAACCAAAAGAAGAUGUAAAUUAUGAUUCAUGAAAACAUCACGCCAAUGAUAUAUUACUCUAUAUUUUAUUUGGAUCAAACUCAAUAACAGCAAAUUCAAGUAAUAACAACUAUAUACAAUCAUGUUAUGUUAUUUUAGAAUUAUUCGUUUUCUUAAAAAUAAAAUAUUAUUUUACAGUUGUCUAUUGAUUUACUAGUGUUAUAUUUAUUUUUGUAUUGAAAUAUGAAAAAAUCGAUUAUUCCAAAGAAAAUUUGAUCAACGCUCUUGAAGAAUAUAAAACUGGUGCUACUUCGUCUGAAGUUUCAUUGAAAUACGGUGUUCCUGGAAGUACAGUACGUAACCACAAUUGCAAUUCACAAAUGAGAUUUGGAGUUGGUCAUCCAACUGUACUAACAAAUCAUCAAGAACAAUGUCUGGUCGAAUUAUUGAAAAAUCUUGAAUUUAUUGCUCUACGUUUAAUGAAAGUGGUUGCUAUGAAACUAUUACGUUGUGUAAAAAGUUCGUGCGCCGUGUUAAAGUAA